Messenger RNA from Micropterus salmoides (largemouth bass), 3587 nucleotides. It is a transcript of the gene srp68, whose product is annotated as signal recognition particle 68. Gene Ontology annotation, biological process: SRP-dependent cotranslational protein targeting to membrane. Gene Ontology annotation, cellular component: signal recognition particle, endoplasmic reticulum targeting. The record is from RefSeq and is a predicted model, not a curated record. The transcript has 16 exons. The coding region runs from base 1 to 1779 and encodes 592 amino acids. NCBI's taxonomy places the organism in Eukaryota, Metazoa, Chordata, Actinopteri, Centrarchiformes, Centrarchidae. Gene Ontology annotation, molecular function: protein binding; 7S RNA binding; signal recognition particle binding.
AUGGCCGCAGACAAGCAAAACGAAGCUAAAGUUUCUGUCAUGGACGAAAAUAAAGAAAAUUCACCGGAUGGAGGACUCGGACUGGAAAUUUUGCAAAUAAUCAAGGAGUCCCAGCAGCAGCAUGGCCUCAGGCACGGAGACUACCAGAGAUACAGGGGCUACUGCUCCCGCAGACUGCGUCGCCUGCGCAAGACUCUUGGCUUCAGGAUGGGCAACCGACACAAGUUCAUUGGGAAGAAAAUAACUGUCGAAAUGCUUUCAGACAGCAGGUAUCUGUUGCUGGUUUUGAUGGAGGCAGAGCGUGCAUGGAGCUACGCCAUGCAGCUGAAGCAGGAGGCCAAUACAGAGCCACGUAAGCGCUUCCACCUGCUGGCACGACUCCGCAAGGCUGCCAAGCAUAGCGAGAAGCUGGAGAAGCUGUGCGAGAGCCCCCGUGUCGACGCCAAGACCAAACUUGAGGCGCAGGCCUACACUGCAUACCUGACUGGUAUGGUGGAGUUCGAACUGCAGGAGUGGAAGCUUGCCAUGGAGGCCUUCAACAAGUGCAAGACCAUCUAUGAGAAGCUGGCCAGUGCAUUCACUGAAGAGCUAGCAGUUCUGUAUCGCCAGCGUGUGGAUGAGAUAUCACCAAACAUCCGCUACUGUGCUUACAACAUUGGCGACCAGAACGCCAUUAAUGACUUGAUGCAGAUGAGACUGACUGGUGGAGGUGGAGGCAUGAUGGCUGAGAAACUUGAGGCCCUGAUCACUCAGGCAAGAACGAAGCAGGCAGCCACCAUGAGUGAGGUAGAGUGGCGAGGACGGACUGUGCCCGUCAAGAUCGACAAGGCCCGCAUCUUCCUGUUGGGUUUGGCAGACAAUGAGGCCGCGAUCGCUCAGGCAUCAAACGAGGAGACCAAAGAGCAUCUGUAUGAAACCCUGCUGGCCGAGUGCAGAGACACCAUCCAGGCUGUCAGAGAGGAACUCAAGAGUGAGGCGAAGCAACGAGACAGGAGCUCUGAUGGCGACAAUGGCAAGGUGUCAAACAUGCAGUUCCUGCACAGUUACCUGACCUACAUCAAGCUGUGCACACUGGUGAAGAGGAACGAGAGCAUGGCCGACACUCUGCAGGCUAAACUGAAGGAACCCGAAGCCGACGAGAACAAGAGGGGACCCCGUCCACAGGACCUCAUCCGCCUCUACGACAUCAUCUUGCAGAGUCUGGCUGAGCUCUCCACCCUGCAGGGUCUGGAGGACGACCACACUUUCCAGAAGGAGGUGUCCCUCAAGACGUUGGUCUACAAGGCCUACAGGUGUUUCUUCAUAGCCCAGUCUUAUGUGCUGGUGAAGAAGUGGAGUGAGGCGCUGGUGCUGUAUGAGAGGGUGCUGAAAUACGCCAAGGAGGUCCAGUCUAAGGCCAAGAGCCUCAACAACAUUCUCAAGGAUCUGCCUGACGUUCAGGAGCUCAUUGCUGAGGUCAACGCUGAAAAAUAUUCUCUUCAAGCUGCUGCCAUUUUAGACACUGACGAGACCGCUGAAGUUCCUUCUCAGCAGCAGGUGAAAGAUAACACGCCCCUCUGCAACCGCCUGGAGACCUUCCGCCUUGACCCCGCCCUCGUGGGAAAGCAGCCCAAUCUGGUCCAGUUCCCUCCUGACUUCCAGCCAAUCCCCUGCAAACCCCUGUUCUUUGACCUUGCUCUCAACCAUGUGGCCUUCCCGCCGCUGGAUGACAAGGUGGAGCAGAAGGGCAAGGGCGGUCUUACCGGCUAUAUCAAGGGCAUCUUUGGCUUUGGCAGCUAAAUCGGUCCACAGGUUUUGGUCUCCACAGGGUAGCCACGAGACCCCGGGUUUACCAUGAAAAACCAGGCUUGGGUCGGUUGUUAAUUAGAAUAAUUUCAGUUGCUUUUUUGUUUUGGUUUUUAGUGCCUAAGUGCAAGAUGGAUAUGUUUGCAGUUCUGAGGAAGCCAGUUGGAGUCUAAUCUUCCAUGGAAGACUAUGAAAGAGUCAAUCAAUUGAAUCAAUUUCAAGUAGCAAUAUGACCCAAGUCGACCUGCCACCUUUUAGUAAUCACCCGUUUGCAUGGGUUUGAGCUUUGGCGGUGUCUUUCAAGUUUUGCAGGUUACAAUGCUAUGGUCUUAAGUACAGCCAAGUUGUCAAUCUCUCUAUCCUGUGAGAGUAGCCACUUAGCACCAGUAGUAGUUAGUCAUUUUUAUUUUAGUGUUAUAUAAGCGCCUUGACAAAUGUUUUCAGGAUCGUUUCUAAAACAUAAAAUUUACAAAGUGCAGUUUUGUUUUGACAACUUCUUUGACUUAAAAAAGCUGGUGGUACUCAUCCGAUACCACAAAUUUCCUGUCACCUGUAGUCGGACAAACUGAAGCUGUUCGAUCAAUCAUCAUAAAAAAAGAUGUAAGCUCUGUCCCAUUUCUUGCAGUAACCUUUGCUCUGGUUGUUCCUCCAAUUGACUGUGUAUUAAGACACCAAUUCAGAACUUCACAUGUUGACCGAUCAGGCCACCACUGCACCCAUAAGGCCUUGCAGACAACUCUCCAGGCUGGCAACGCAGCAUUAAACUGCAUUAAACCUUUUUGUUGCCCGUCUUUUGUAAGUGGCUUGUGAUGUGUACAAGUUAUGUGAACAGGGAUGUAACCGAAUGGAGGAAGGCUGAAUUAAGAAUCGGGAUAAAGCUUGAAAGUUUUAGGUGCAUAAGUCUGUGUCAGCUGCAGUCUACACAGGUCAUAUUGCAUAUGUUGCCGCAUAUGAAGUUUGGCACUACACUUACCAUCACGAUGGAGACGAGUCCCACAGCGUCAGCUCGUCUAGAUGGAAGCGCAAUCCUGAGGUGGGAAAUAAUUGCAAGUGCAGCUAAUGAGACUAAUUAAUUCCUGUAAUGUUUUUAUUAACAAUUUUGUUUAAUUUUUCAAAUCAAAGUCAGAUUGCAGUAGCCACUAAGGACUUAAGAGUUUUUAGCACCUUUCAUUCAUCAUACCACCACACGUGAUUGUCCGUCAUGAGCUAGACUAAAAUGUUUUCAUCACCGGUGACGUGUAACUGUAAUGCUAAAAAAAAAUCUUUUAUCAGCUGCUGUUUACCAGUCAUAAUGUCCACACCAAAGCCGCUCCUUUCCUCUGAUCCUUAAGGGACCUGGUUUGCCUGUGAUACCUGAUGUCUGUGUCACCCACCUUCUCGUAUAUUUAACUGUUUUGCUCAAUAAUUUUUAUCCAUGUCUUUUUGUUUUUAAUUUUCUUUUUUUCAUUUGCUCUUCAAUAUUUUAUGUUAAAGAAUUAAGAUGGACGUGCUGGAAUAGCCCCAGCACUUUACCUUGAUUAGCCUGGAAAACCAUUAGUCCUGAUCAGUAAUUGUUGGAAAAAUCAACAGAGAGAGAGAGAAAAUGAAAUGAGAAUGUAUAAUUUGAUUUAAUUUCCAGGCCUUUAAUUAAAUAUGUUUGAACCAAACGCUGUUUUCUUUUUCUGUGGAAAAUCCUGUGACAUUAAUUUAAACUGAUUCAAAGAUUCCUGUGAUUGGGUAUUAUUGUUAUGUAACCUUUAGAAUUACUAUAAACUCAAACCCCUCGUGUUUUAAUGUAAGUAAAAGGUAAAAUUCUGAACGAA